Molecule: messenger RNA, 1227 nt
Organism: Bursaphelenchus okinawaensis
Lineage: Eukaryota; Metazoa; Nematoda; Chromadorea; Rhabditida; Aphelenchoididae
Source: the annotation of a GenBank genome assembly
AUGUUCAAGGUUCAGAUGAAGACCAACGGAGCUAUCCUUGAGUCUGAAGUUUCUCAUAAUUGGGCUCUCUCCAAGUAUUUCACUGUUCCUCGCGUCACUGAGUCGUGAGUAGGUGCUUCAUAAGACUUCUGGCGUUCAAUCAUAUACGUGUAGGCCAAGUAUAGAUGUGCCUAGUCUUUGUGCACUCAGCACUACCCAUUCCUCAAGGCGCCUGGGUUGGGCGGUGCGCGGGGCCGAACCAUGGUCCUUUAGAAUAGCGAGCGGCGCCACAGCCACUGCGCUACCAACGCCUCAACAAUCAACAAAUUUGAAGUUUUCGAGUUUUUGUUAUGCAAAAGUUCAACCGUAUUGUAUUUUAAAAAAUAAAUUUUCUGAAAAGAAGAAAAAUGAAAUAGUGCGUAUUUUACAACAAACUAGCUAUAUAAUUAUAGAGAACAUGUAAUAGAAUAUAGUAAAAAGUUACUUUUUAUUUUUUGAAUUUUUUUUGAGAAUUUCCAUUUUUUUUGGUACUAUUUAAUUACUAUCGUUACGUUUUUUCAGGUUCGUCCAGCACAUCGUUCCAAAAGUCAACCUAACUUUGGUGGAUAUGUUCGGCCAGGGAUUUCUGCAACUUUGCAUAGUUUUAUGGUAAGUUUUAUAAUAUGUAUUUUUUAUAGGCAUCUUUUAAUUUAAAAAAAGCUUUCAAACUUCAAAAAAUUUUUAUUCAAUAUCUUAUGACAUUCCAAGAAAUAGGGAUCUCAUAAGUAGUCCUUACCACGACAUUUGAAACGGGAAGAAUGAUUUUGGUUAUAUAUUACUUGGCCAUAUGGCCAAAAACACUCUAUUUAUACUUUUUCGCAGCAUCAAGAAAUGCGAAACCUUUUGGUUUUGCAUAACUUAGAGUUUUGCUGGUGGAAAUUAAGUGUUUGAAAGAAGCGGAAAAGGGUGUAGAGAAGAAGCGAGGGAGGGCUGUUUUAAUUUUUUUAUGUAAAAUACGAAGUAAUACUUAAUUUUUAAGGCUUAAAACAACGUUUUUUCUAUGUGAUAUUGGUACUACAAAGAGUCUUUGUAAAAUUUAUGAUGAGUUUUUGAGAGUGGCAGUUUGAGUACUGUCAUUGUUACCCAAAUACUAAAAUACACAUUUUCAGUCAGCGAAUACAACGAAAACAGUGUCGCGCGACCCGCAGCGAAUGGCCAUUUCCUCCUCGCGCUCCACAAAUCAUCUGGCCAUCGGAAAGAAAAAGGUGA